ACCAUUUUCUUCAUAUAUGAAAAGUUCGCAUGUCCUAGUCUACCAUGUCAAAUAUCAUAAGAAUAAACUAUGUAAGCAGAAGAAGAAGAUGCAUUAUUAUUGAUAAUAUCAUAAACAUUCAACAUAAAUAAACCCUGAUUACAAUAACUUUUUCCCACAAAUGCAUGAUUCUUUGUUAAAACUAUUUUAUCAGAGUCAAACAAGAUCUUCACUCCUGCUUUUCCAAGUAAAGAUACUGACACCAAGUUCCAGCGGAUAUCUGGCACAUGAAGAACAUCACUGAGGGCAAGCACUUUUUCAGAGGUGGCAGACGGAUGCUGAAUGUCCCCACAUCAACCCCAUGCUUUCCUAACUCCAUAAAGUAUGGCCUAGCUCAUUAACCAGUACAUUGGCCCAACAGUGGAACACCAGAUCAACUGUGGGUCUUAGGCCCUCCAUGGCCAUGCAUGAAGCCCCAGGGGUGAUUCUUUCUGAUUUAGUAUACACGUGGCAGUAUAGCAUUGGCUUAUCCACUCAGUGCCGUACAGAAAAAGCAUACUCGUAACUCGUAAGUUAUUUAUACUAGGAAAAUCAGUAACAGAGAGUCAAAGACCCACCCUCUGCUCUUCUUCUAUCUAUAUCUUUGGCCCACAAGGAUGGAGCCGAGAAACCAAAUCCCAGGAGUGUUGCUGAGCUCCGGCCAGGAAAUGCCUUUGGUAGGCAUGGGAACAGCAACUUCUCCCUGGCCACAACCUCACCACCUCACCUCCAUCCUUGUGGAUGCCAUUGAGGUGGGCUACCGCCAUUUUGACACUGCUGCUCACUAUGCUUCCGAAGAGCCUCUAGGCCGAGCUGUGGCAGAGGCUGUGGCGAGAGGUCUCAUCAAGGGUCGAAGUGAAGUGUUCAUCACUUCAAAGCUAUGGUGCAAGGACAACCACCCUGACCUCGUUCUUCCAGCCAUCAACAAAACACUCCAGAAGCUGGGAAUGGAGUAUGUGGAUCUUUAUCUGGUGCAUUGGCCGGUGAGGUUGAAGAAGGAAGCUCCAGACAAGGAUUUCAGGGGGGAGGAAGUUCUUCCAUGGGACAUGAAAGGGACAUGGGAGGCCAUGGAAGAGUGCUGCAGAUUGGGCUUAGCCAAAUCUAUUGGAGUCAGCAACUUCAGUUGCAAGAAGCUCUCCCAGCUUCUCCAGUAUGCUGCCAUCCCUCCUGCCGUUAAUCAGGUGGAAAUGAACGCAGCAUGGCAACAGGCGAAACUGAGAGAGUUUUGCAGGGAGAAGGGGAUUCAUGUGAGUGCAUGGUCUCCCCUGGGAGCAAACGGAGCUUUCUGGGGCUCCCUUGCAGUGGUGGAGAGUCCAAUCUUGAAAGAAAUCUCUGCUGCAAAAGGGAGAAGCUUGGCGCAGGUUGCUUUGAGAUGGUUGCACCAGCAAAGGGUUAGCAUUCUAGUUAAAAGCUUCAGCAAGGAGAGGAUGAAGGAAAAUCUUCAAAUCUUCGAUUGGGAACUCAAUGAUGAUGAGCUGACCAAGAUUGAGAAGAUUCCGCAGCGCAGGGGUUUUUCAGGACAUUGGUUUGUCCAUCCUAAUGGGCCUUACAAGUCCGUUGAGGAGCUUUGGGACGAUGAUGCAUGAAUUUCGAUUGCAGUCAAUCCAAAAUUAGAAAAAUUACAAAUUAUAGGCAUUGCAAAGAGAGAACCCGUAACCAACUUCGUUUAAGAAGAUAUUAUUAAUUAUUAUUUCCUGAGUUCUCACUUGUUAAUAAUCAUCCUGCCUUAAUCAA
Vitis riparia (riverbank grape) is the source of this 1752-nucleotide messenger RNA. RefSeq names its product methylecgonone reductase-like. NCBI's taxonomy places the organism in Eukaryota, Viridiplantae, Streptophyta, Magnoliopsida, Vitales, Vitaceae. Gene Ontology annotation, cellular component: cytosol. The record is from RefSeq and is a predicted model, not a curated record. The coding region runs from base 636 to 1604 and encodes 322 amino acids. The transcript is spliced from 5 exons. Gene Ontology annotation, molecular function: aldose reductase (NADPH) activity.